Molecule: messenger RNA, 1659 nt
Organism: Cynocephalus volans (Philippine flying lemur)
Lineage: Eukaryota; Metazoa; Chordata; Mammalia; Dermoptera; Cynocephalidae
Gene: MAP3K7CL
Product: MAP3K7 C-terminal like
Exons: 5
Coding region: 278-706 (142 amino acids)
Cellular component (GO): cytosol; nucleus
Source: RefSeq, a predicted model, not a curated record
GAGAGAGGGGUUGUAGAGGGAAGCAGAACAGGGAGGUCCCGUGGGACGCUGGGGUCUGGGGCAGAGCAGGUAGCAGCGUGCUGCCCUGACAGCUGUCUCUGCUCCUCAGAUUGUCAGUGGCUGCUAUGCAGCAGGUGCAGCCUGGUCUCUCACUGAGUCUUUACUCCACAAAGGCAACGACUGGCCAAGGCAGUGGCUGGCCCUGGAUUACACAAGUGCAGACACUCAACUAAGUGAGCUGGAAGACCCAGGAGAAGACCGAGGCGCAGGUGCCCACAUGAUCAGCACAGCCAGGGUACCUGCCGAUAAGCCAGUACGCAUCGCCUUUAGCCUCAAUGACGCUUCAGAUGAUACACCGCCUGAAGACCCCAUUCCUUUGGCCUUUCCAGAAUUAGACCAGCAGCUCCAGCCUCUGCCGCCUUGUCAAGACUCCGUGGAAUCCAUGCAGGUGUACAAACAGCACUGCCAAAUAGCAGAAGAAUACCAUGAGGUCAAAAAAGAAAUCGCCUUGCUCGAGGAAAGGAAAAAGGAGCUCAUUGCCAAGUUGGAUCAGGCGGAAAAGGAGAAGGUGGAUGCUGCCCAGCUGGUUCGAGAAUUCGAGGCUCUGACGGAGGAGAAUCGGACAUUGAAGCUGGCCCAGUCACAAUGUGUGGAACAACUGGAGAAACUCAGAAUACAGUAUCAGAAGAGGCAGGGCUCAUCCUAACUUUAAAUUAUUCAUUGUGAGCAUAACAGGUUGGCGACUGCUAUGCACUGGCCAAAAGAUUUUUUAUUUUAAAAGGACAGUGAGGCAAAUCUAUUGCUUCUUUCUCUUUAUUACCCACAUGGCAAAUGUCUAGAACGAGUUUAAUGCUUGCCAGCUUCUAGUUUGAGAGAAAGGAUAUUUUACUCAUAUUUUAAGUGAUAUCAUAAUGCAAAGCUAUUGCUAGUAUAUGUUUUUAGAGAUCAGAAUUCUUUCCCAAAGAUAUAUACUUUUUUCUUGUUUAGGUAGUUAUGAUCAUACUGUACACCAAGGGAAGAAAAUAAUAAAAAUAGACUAUUGACUGGCCCUGCUAGGAAUCAUGAGCUGAGCAGAGUUAAGCCCUGAAACAAAUGAGUAAGAUGCUCACUGUAGUUCCACAUCUGUGUAUUUUUAAAUUUCAUGCCUUUAAUAUUUCAAAUGUGCUCAAAUCUAAACCUCCAGAAACUUCUCUGCAUAUAUUUAUGUUCACCAGUCAGAUUUAAUCCCUCAGUGAUUGAUUGUACUAAGAAUAAAUGGCUGCAUAUCAUAAAAGCUUCCUCAUGAAAAUAUUAGCAGAAAUCAUAUUUAUGCCAAAAGCACAUUUGCCAGUGCUAACUUGCUGUUGUAAUUAAAAACAGAUAAGGCUGCAUUUUCUUUACGCCGUGUUAUCUCACCGUAAACAUCUCUGCCUUUGCUUGUGUGUGUUCUGGGAGCAUGUGGUUAAUAGAAAAGUGUCUUUCAGAUGUUACUUUGGAGAGUCCCAUUAAAACAUCAGGGAAAUUAUAACUAGUACUUUGUUUUGGAUUUAAGGAGAUGUUUUAGAUCGGUAAUAAUUAAUAGGAAGAUGUGCGUAAAUUAAGAAUUAAAAUAAUUUUUCCCUUGUUCUACCCAUCACCAUGUUUUCCCAAAUUGAUCUCUUUGUUAUAUAUCCAUUUCUA